UGCUGCUCACGAAUGGCGCGCGCACCGCGGCGAGGUCGGUGGCGGCGCGACGAUGCUUCGCGACGAAGACCAAGCUGAUAAACAUGAAGCCCAUCAACUUGAAGAUCACUAUGGCAACCUUUCUCCUUCGCGUGCACCCGGAUGUGAUGCAAGUGGAUCGACACAGCAUGAAAGAAGUUGACCAAUCGAUCAAAGAUCACAACGAAAAUGCCUUGAAGACGCUGAAUGCAUACUUGGAUGUUGCGUCCGCUGGGUGCAAUGGUGAAUACACCUCCGAUAUGCUUAGCACACGCGAGUUUCCCCUGGAGUUUUACAUCCCGACGACCAAGAAGGUCCAGCGCAGUCAGCGCAAGAUCAAGACCGCCACAUACGCCGAGUUCGUCCACGUCCAUGGGAACAUGUAUACGAGGAUCUUUCAUCCCGUCAAAUUGUCGGACAAGCUGAUUGAGACCUCCCAUCAAGCUUUGAUGAAUCCUCGAACGACUAACGUGGCCGCAGUGCAUUGGAGACAAGACACGAAUACCGUGCUGCGCGACUUGUUCUUCCAGGCCGACAUCCCUGUACUCUCAGCACACCCAAACGGCGAACUUAUUCCAUGGGACGAAGAGGUCGUUCGCCAAGUCGAAGCCGAGGCGAUCUUCUCGUCCAACGAAACGUUUGAAAAAAAGUUUCGAUCAAUGCUCGUGCGCGAGCGGGACGUUGUGUUCAAGUUCACGACCGGGUAUGAAGCGGAUGUUGAGAAACACCAAGUGCUGCUGUCACUCAUGCGCCGUAUCCACGUCGAUGUACUGCCUGAAGGCGAACGCCAAGCAGCGUUUAGUUGGAUGGGUGAUACCCUUCUCCGCAACUUUAUGGACCUUCGCCUUGCUAAUCCCGUGUGGAAUCGCGCCGUGGUCAUCUUAUCGGACGUUGAGGACACGUUGCAAGUUUUGAGCGACGAAAACGACGACGGAUGCCAAGUGGCAUUUGUGAUUGGGUUCACACACGACGUCGAUCGGUUGGUGGAGUUUUUGACCGACGAAAUUGACAAGUUGGAAGUGGCGCUGGACGCGGCUUUUGCCCCUGACCCGACGCGCCGCCGCCAAAAGCGUAAAGGGAUUCAGCCCGUGCCAAAGCGACUGUAUUGAAGGUACCUUUGGCAUGGUUGACAUGAACACGUAUGAGGGUGCAUUUGCACAGCGAAUUGGAUGAACGAUGGCGUUGUUUUAUUUGCUUUCUCCGG
Molecule: messenger RNA, 1222 nt
Organism: Aphanomyces invadans
Lineage: Eukaryota; Oomycota; Saprolegniomycetes; Saprolegniales; Verrucalvaceae
Exons: 5
Coding region: 84-1127 (347 amino acids)
Source: RefSeq, a predicted model, not a curated record